AGCAUAUAAGAGCAUGAGAUUCCAUACGAAGCUAGUUAUUAACAAAGCAGUAUCGUUGCCAAGAUGCAGUGGGACCCGAAAGACAAAACGUUUUUGAUCACCGGCGGAGCUUCUGGUCUAGGAGCUGAAUAUGCUCAAGCUUUCCUCAACCAUGGAGCAAAGCGGGUAGCUAUACUAGACAUCGCGGCGGAGGUUGGCAAGGCGACGGCUGAGCGGCUGAACAAGAGUCACCCCGACAAGGCGGUGUUCAUCAGCUGCGACGCGAGCAAGGAGGAGGACACAGCUGCCGCCUUCGCCGCGGCGCUCGCGCAGCUCAAGCAGAUCGACGUCAUCAUCAACAACGCUGGCAUCAUGGUCGACGCGCCCAACAUGUGGAGAACUGCUUCAGACGUUAAUUGGCAAGGAGUGGUAUCGUUCUCAUUAAAAGGCAUCAACCAUAUGAGAAAGGAUGAAGGUGGCGCUGGUGGAACUAUCGUCAACAUUGCUUCUAUAGCCGCUAUAUCUAGAGCUGGGGCCUUACCAAUUUACUACGGGUCGAAAAUAGCGGUCCUACACUUCAGCCAGUGUAUAUCGGAGAAACCGUUUUUUGAAAACACAGGUGUCAGGGUUCUGACAAUGUGUCUGGGAGGCACCGACACUCCUUUGAUGCAAAAUUUGGGAGCAAGGUCCUACGAUCGAAAACUUGGAGAAUUCAUAGCUGCAAAAGUUGAAAAUGAUGGAGUGACAUUUCAAAAGGUGGAGUCAGGAGUCAAGGCAAUGGUUGACAUGUUCAACUCCGGCACGCCAGGCUCCAUUUGGCUGUCCAUAGACAACAAACCAGUACAAGACAUAACUCCAAAUGUUAGCAGUGCUUUCGAUGGUUUUGAGAAAUUAUUGUACGGAGCUAUUGUUGACAAGAUGCAGUGGGACCCCAAAGACAAAACAUUUUUGAUCACCGGCGGAGCUUCUGGGCUAGGAGCUGAAUAUGCUCAAGCUUUUCUCGAACAUGGAGCAAAGAAAGUGGCUAUACUGGACAUCGCGGUGGAGGUUGGCAAGGCGACGGCUGAGCGGCUGAACAAGAGUCACCCCGACAAGGCGGUGUUCAUCAGCUGCGACGUGAGCAAGGAGGAGGACAUAGCUGCCGCCUUCGCCGCGGCGCUCGCGCAGCUCAAGCAGAUCGACGUCAUCAUCAACAACGCCGGCAUCAUGGUCGACGCGCCCAACAUGUGGAGAACCGCUUGUGACGUUAAUUGGCAAGGACUUAUCUCUUUCACAUUGAAAGGCAUCAAGCAUAUGCGCACAGACGAAGGUGGUGCCGGUGGAACAAUUAUCAACAUUUCUUCAAUAGCUUCUAUAACGAAAAACCCGGCUCUGCCAAUGUACUGUGCUUCGAAAAUGGCUGUACUGCACUUUGGUCAAUGCAUAGCGAUGGGUUCAUUUUUCGACGACACCGGCGUCAGAGUUUUAACGAUGUGCCCAGGAGCCACAGAUACUCCGUUGCUGCAUAAUUUGGCACAGAGGUCAUAUGAUCCAAAACUUGGAAAAACCUUGGAAGCUGUUUUAGACGACUAUGUAUGCCAGAAAACGGAAUCAGCAGUGGCGGCGGUUGUCCACAUGUACAAAAUUGCUGCUCCCGCCACGACUUGGGUGACCAUGGAUGACAAACCAGCUCGCGAUAUAACAGCUAGUAUUGACAGCGCUUUUGAUAGUUUCGAGAAAUUAUUGGCUUCUUAAUAAUGUAAAAUAAAUUAAUCUAAUAAAUAUUAAACUUUA
Helicoverpa armigera (cotton bollworm) is the source of this 1752-nucleotide messenger RNA. RefSeq lists its product as uncharacterized. Lineage: Eukaryota; Metazoa; Arthropoda; Insecta; Lepidoptera; Noctuidae. Gene Ontology annotation, molecular function: oxidoreductase activity, acting on the CH-OH group of donors, NAD or NADP as acceptor. Gene Ontology annotation, cellular component: cytoplasm. The record is from RefSeq and is a predicted model, not a curated record. The transcript is spliced from 10 exons. The coding region runs from base 64 to 1713 and encodes 549 amino acids.